UGUAGGAAAUAUUUUCCUCCACGCACGCACACACACGCGCACACACAUUGUCGCCGCCGCCGCCGCCGUUGUCGUCGUAGUCGUCGUUUUUCGGUCGUCGCGUUUCGUAUCGCCGGUGCACACGACCACCGCCGCGCCGCCGAUAUCGUUGUACGCCGUUCGCUCAGUUCGCUGUCGACGGGACCGCUGCAAAACGAGAUGAAUAUAAGUCAAUAAUGGGCGGAAUGGAUACAGACCAAUUAUAUUCCGUGCGCUGGAAUGAAUUCCACACGAGUAUUAUAACAUCAUUCAGACAUUUACUCGAUCAAGAAGACUUUAUAGAUGUUACUAUCGCUUGUGAUGGUCAAUCAUUUACUGCGCAUAAAGUUGUGCUUUCUGCAUGUAGUCCUUACUUCAGAUCUCUGCUCAAGGCAAAUCCAUGCCAACAUCCCAUUGUAAUCCUUCGCGAUGUUAAAAAACAAGAAAUGGAAGCAUUAUUAAGUUUUAUGUACAAUGGAGAAGUUCGUAUUAAUCAAGAACAUUUACCAGAAUUUUUGAAAACUGCUCGUAGCUUGCAAGUACGAGGUCUUGUUGAUUUUACUAAAGAAAACCAACCAUCUUCAUGGGGGAGUUCAAGCGUAGUUCCAGUUGAUGUAGUUGGAAAAAAUAAAGCCAGUGAUAAUUUACCUAGCCCACCAUAUAAAAGACAACGUAAUAACUCUGAACAAUUGAAUACUCAACCAUUGACUCCUAGUAGUAGUUAUAAUGUGGAUAGAGAUAAAGAUACACCCUCGUUGCUCGUUCAAGCAUUGGAAUUGAAUCAAUCGCAGUCAAGUCAGAAUAAAAAUACAGUAGACUCAUCAGUUACUGGUCAUUCUUCUGAUGAAGAGGAUAGUAAUUCUGGAGAUUCAGAUGGCAGUCAUACAGUUAAUGAUAAUACACGUUCAGAUGUAAAUCAACAAAACAAUGAUAUUGUUAUUCAACCUCAAAUAUCUCAGGCCCGACAUUCAAAACUAGAACCUGUAGAUUUUUUAUCAAGUAGUGGUAAUAAUCAUGACCUACACAAUACAUCAAUCUCGAUUGAGCAACAAUCCAGACAUUCUUUUCCUACUUCAAUUUCAUCUGGAGUUUCAAUUAUAAGUAGCUUACAAGGAUUACCGGGUCUAUUACCAGGUCCAUCAGGCAUACAUAACAAUAACCAGGAAAACAGCUAUGCCAGGAGAUCGAUCGAAAUGACCAGAGUAAGGGCAACCGACCCUAGACCGUGUCCCAAGUGCGGCAAGAUCUACCGUUCGGCACACACACUCCGCACACAUCUGGAGGACAAACACACUGUGUGUUCUGGAUAUAGAUGUGUGCUGUGCGGCACGGUGGCCAAAUCAAGGAAUUCGUUGCACUCACACAUGUCGCGUCAACACCGUGGUAUAAGUACCAAGGACUUACCUGUGCAACCAAUGCCGUCCAAUUUUGAUCCGGAAUUGGCGUCUAACCUGCUGCUAAAAGCCGGAGUCAAGGUAUCGCCAGCUGAACUACGGGCAAGGGCUUCACCAACGGACGUAGUCACCACCAGUCACCGUCGCGGUGACGGCAAGCUGGACUUGCAGUCAGCUAACAGCAGCGUGUGCGGCGGUGACGACCCCGAGGACUUAACCAUGAAUUCGUCCGGUCACCACCACCACAACAACAACAACCAUCACCACCAGCAAUACGGAAAUAACAACAACAACAACCAACAACGGUACAGCGAGUCGCAACAACAGCAACUAUUGCAGCAGCAGCAGCACCAUCUCCACAACAGCGGUGGUGGCAAGUUUCCCACGGCAAUGGACCUGAUCGACAAUUACGCACGGGCAGGUGGUGGAAGUGGAGGAGGCAGUGGUGGAGGCGCCCUGUCACCGUUUCUGCCGGCUUUUGCAGCUUGUGGCAAAGACCUGCAACCGGGCGACAGCAAGAUCUCGCCAUAUAACAACAAAGCGUUCCUGGACUCGUACCUCAAGGCACUAGUAGAGACCAACCCACCGCUUUUCUACGCGUCCAAGAUUGCCGGAGACAUGAUCAAGCACGAGAUCGCUCCCGAUGACGCGGAUUACUCGUCAGCGUCCGAUGAGGACGAUAUCGAUGAGGAUGACAUUGAUGAAGACGUCGACGAGGAUGUCGAUGACGAAGACGACGACCGCCGUCGUCGGCGUGGGCACAGCAACGGUGGUGGCACCGGUAGCGUCAAUGACACACCACUAUCGCUGCAGGCCGGCAAGAACUGAUGGGACAAAACUGCCCCCUAAUCCCCUCCCCUCUAGCAGGCCCACCCAACUCACUACCAUCUACACUGUUGCCGCUCAUCGGCGCGAAAGCGACAAAACAAAAGUGUAAAAAAAAAAAUCAAAAAAAAAAUUAGAACUUAGGCCUUUUAGUUUUGAGUGUAUAUUGAAUAAAUCCAUGAUUCUUGAUCUGCAAGUCUAAGAGAUGAGAGAGUACGUAUAUAAAAUAUUAUUGUUAUUAUAUAAUAGCUAUAAAGUGUAGCGAUCAGUUAGGUCGUGUGUUUGAUGUAUUCACGGACGCGGAACUACGUGUGUACCGUAAGAUCUAAAAUUUAUUUUUUUAAAGACAUCAUGAAUAUGUAUAUGUUAACGGAAAUUCUCAGAGGACAAUAAUUUCUAAUAUUAUACUUACUAAGCAAAAACUAUCAUAAAACACGGUAUAAAUUUUUUUGAUUCAAUGCCACAUGCAGAAGACAACGUAGAUCUAUUUUCUGAUCAGGUGUUUAUUUUUAUUAUUAUUAUUAUUAUUAUUAUUAUUAUUAAUCAUUUUUUUACGUUUUUAUUUAUUUAUUUACGACUAGUCAUUAAAUUGUUUAACAGUCUAACAUAGCAGUUCAAACAUGUUUGUUCCUAAAUGUUUUUAACAGAUUUUUUUUUUUUUUUUUUAAAAAAACAGUUUUUUCUUUUCAUUCGUGCCAUAGUAUAUAAUAUACACCUUAAAUAAUAAUAUGAUAUUUACGAAACUAUUUUACGAGUUAAACUCUCUCUCUAAUAUUAUAUAGAUACCAUACCAUUCCUCUUCAACUACCUCAAUCGUAGAUGUUAAAAUGUGUUUUUUGCUUACGCCAAGUAAUAAAUCGAUCAUAAUCUCUUAACAAAAGACUUGAAUUAUAUUGUUAUAUGUAUAAUAUAUUUUUUUUUUGUCUUUAAAAACAUGCCAUAUUAAAUUUGUUAGUUAAGAGUAGAUAUACUUCCUAACUAUAAACCAGUAUUAAUAAAAACAAUUUUAGUGAUUCAA
Molecule: messenger RNA, 3255 nt
Organism: Melanaphis sacchari
Lineage: Eukaryota; Metazoa; Arthropoda; Insecta; Hemiptera; Aphididae
Product: protein abrupt-like
Exons: 8
Coding region: 216-2240 (674 amino acids)
Biological process (GO): regulation of transcription by RNA polymerase II
Cellular component (GO): nucleus
Molecular function (GO): protein binding
Source: RefSeq, a predicted model, not a curated record